Molecule: messenger RNA, 4814 nt
Organism: Aethalodelphis obliquidens (Pacific white-sided dolphin)
Lineage: Eukaryota; Metazoa; Chordata; Mammalia; Artiodactyla; Delphinidae
Gene: ASAH2
Product: N-acylsphingosine amidohydrolase 2
Exons: 23
Coding region: 1527-3839 (770 amino acids)
Biological process (GO): ceramide catabolic process; long-chain fatty acid biosynthetic process; sphingosine biosynthetic process
Cellular component (GO): extracellular region
Molecular function (GO): N-acylsphingosine amidohydrolase activity
Source: RefSeq, a predicted model, not a curated record
UUUAAUCUGUUUUGAAAAUCUCUGUCUUGUAAUGGGUAUAUUUAGACCUUGGACAUUGAAACUAUAAAAGAUAUAUGCUUGAAUUUAUACCUACCACAUUUGUAACUCUAUUCUAUUUGUUACAUUUGUACAGUAUUUUCUGUUUGUUUAGUCAAUUGCUUAUUUCUUUUGAUGAGUACUGUUUUUAGCUUUGGCUAAAAUAAGUUCUAAAUAUUUUAACUUGGUGACCCAAAGCAUUCUUCCAGUGUGAGUAGGAAAUAGCAAGCGUUAUUGUUCUUUUAUUCUUUUAGAUAUUCCAAUCCACGUUAGUUGUAGCAAGAACUUCAACCAGGAUAUUACACUUACCUUUAUUUCCCAACUAGAGUUUUGUCCAACCCCUCUCUCGUGAAUUUCGUCUAGGAUGCUAGUGCUUGGAGAGACUUAGUAAAGCACAUUCAAAUACAAACCCAGGGUAGUUCCUGAAAGGAUAGGAAUCACUUAGGUCAUCGUUAGAGUAAUCUAACCUAGAGACAUCCUGAUCCUAACAAGCUGCUCUAGUUCAUACUUUCUCAACUAGAAACCUUUAACAAUGUGACCAUCUACCUUUCUGCCGUUUUGGAAUGAAAACUGUGCAACUGUGAAAAGUAUGGACUCUGAAGACCAUAGUGGACUGUGUAUGUACAUGCUUGUGGGAACCAGAAAGCUUUGGGGAGUAGAUGUAGAGGAAAAUAACAGCUUCAAAGGAAGUGCCUUCUCUUUAGGAAGUAAACUAAGCACUCCUUUCUGUUUAUCUUUUGUACUAGGUACUCCAUAAACGCUUGAUAGUUGAAAGGGUCAAUGAAUGAGUGGCUCCACUGUUUUAUGAAGAGUGAGAAUAGUUGUCGAGGGGGAAAAGAGAAACUCCAGGAGAAGAUAUGGUGUAUCAAUAGGGGCAUGGAUUGGGGACUCAGAUGUGUUCAAGUCCCAACUCUGCUGCUUAUUGGCAAUGUGUGCCUUGGCCAGUUUUCUCUGAGCCUCGGUUUCCUCACUUGUAAAAUAGGGAUGAUUUUACUUAUGUUCUGGUGUAAUGUGGGGCAGUGAUGAGGCAUGCAUACAAGUUAAGUGCUCAGUAAACAACCACUGUCAUUCUAGAGAGGAAAGUGAGAGAGAUGAAAAGAAGACCCCUGCGGAGCCAAGAAAGAAGUCCCAGUCAAUGAAAAGACUGACCCCACCGUAGAAAAACUGGAGAAAAGCCAAGCACAGACUCAGCCUUUAUUUGAACUUCUGAGUUGGAGCUUUGCACAGACCUUGAUGUGCUGGAAGAGUUGUGUUGAACUCUGAAAUGUCCUUCAGCCUGGCAAGCCUUCUGCAACUCAGUACCUCACUAUCAGACUGUCCCAGGGGAGAGUUCGCUAUAGGUUUCAGGAAGUGCUAAGAAGUUCCAGCCAAGCGGUGUUCCAGAGGAAGGGGAACACGAUUCUGGACCAUCAUUUGCUUUACCAGGAUACACAAGUUCUCCUGAGUGGUUGAAUCAGUUGUUCUUCUGUCUCUGCUUUUCCUCAGGAGAAAUGGCCAAAUGUACCUUUUCCACAUUAGAGAUAUUCCUGAUUUUCCUCUUUGUGAUGAUGACAGGGAUCACGGUGGCUCUUCUCAGCCUGUUGUUCAUCACCAGUGGGACCACUGAAAAUCACACAGGCAAGUAUCAUGGGUUCUCUUGUUUUCCAACCACCCAGAUCCCUCCAGCCACCCACCCUCCAGCCACCCAGGGCCCCACAGCCAUCCAGGCAUCUCCAACACCCAGCACCCCAGAGCCCACUCUAUUUCAGAACUUCAGUGGCUACCGUAUUGGUGUUGGGCGAGCUGACUGCACGGGCCAGGUAGCAGAUAUCAUUUUGAUGGGCUACAGCAAAACUGGCCAGAAUGCACAAGGCAUCCUCACGAGGUUGUACAGUCGUGCGUUCAUCGUGGCGGAACCAGAUGAGUCCCGUCGAGUAGUGUUUGUCAGCAUUGAGAUCGGCAUGGUGUCCCAACGACUCAGGCUGGAGGUCCUGAACAGGCUGCAGAGUAAGUAUGGCUCCCUGUACAGAAGAGACAACGUUAUCCUGAGUGGUACUCACACACACUCGGCUCCAGCAGGAUAUUUCCAGUACUCUACAUUUGUGAUUGCCAGUGGAGGAUUUAGCAAUCGAACUUUUGAGUACAUGGUUGCUGGCAUCAUGAAGAGCAUUGAGAUAGCACAUGCAAAUAUGAGACCAGGCAAAAUCUUUAUCAAUAAAGGGAAUGUGGAUGGUGCACAGAUCAAUCGAAGCCCUUCUUCGUACCUUCGGAAUCCACAGUCAGAGAGAGCAAGGUAUUCUUCAAAUACAGACAAGGAAAUGGUACUCUUGAAAAUGGUAGAUUUGAACGGAGACGACCUGGGUCUUAUCAGCUGGUUUGCCAUCCACCCAGUCAGCAUGAACAAUAGCAAUCAUCUUGUAAACAGCGACAAUGUGGGCUAUGCCUCUUACCUUUUUGAGCAAGAGAAGAACAAAGGAUAUCUACCUGGAGAGGGACCGUAUGUAGCGGCUUUUGCUUCAUCGAACCUGGGAGAUGUGUCCCCCAAUAUUCUUGGCCCACACUGCAUCAACACGGGAGAGUCUUGUGAUAAUGCCAAUAGCACUUGUCCCAUCGGUGGGCCUAGCAUGUGCAUUGCUAUGGGACCUGGGCAGGAUAUGCUUGACAGCACACAAAUCAUAGGACGGAUAAUAUAUGAGAAAGCAAAGGAACUGUAUGCCUCCGCCUCUCAGGAGGUAACUGGGCCACUGGCUUCAGCUCAUCAGUGGGUGAAUAUGACGGACGUCACUGUCUGGCUCAAUUCUACACACACAGCAAAAACAUGUAAACCAGCCUUGGGCUACAGUUUUGCAGCUGGCACGAUUGACGGAUUUGGAACCCUCAACUUUACGCAGGGGACAACAGUAGGGGAUCCAUCGUGGGACAGUAUUCGGGAUCAGGCCCUGGGCAAGCCAUCUGAAGAAAUCAAAGAAUGCCAAAAACCAAAGCCAAUCCUUCUUCAUACUGGAGAGCUGUCAAAACCUCAUCCCUGGCACCCAGAUAUAGUUGAUGUUCAGAUUAUUACUCUUGGGUUCUUGGCCAUCACUGCCAUCCCUGGGGAGUUUACGACCAUGUCUGGACGAAGACUUCGGGAGGCAGUUCAAGAGGAAUUUGCAACUUAUGGGAUGCUGAAUAUGACUGUUGUUAUUUCGGGUCUAUGCAAUGUAUAUACACACUACAUUACCACCUAUGAAGAAUACCAGGCUCAGCGGUAUGAGGCAGCAUCCACAAUUUAUGGACCACAUACUCUGUCUGCUUACAUCCAGCUUUUCAGAGUCCUUGCUAAGGCCAUUGCUACGGAUACAGUAGCCAAUCUGAGCAGCGGUCCAGAGCCUCCAUUUUUCAAAGACCUGAUGGCCCCAUUAAUCCCUAAUGCUGUGGAUAGAGCGCCUGUAGGCACAACUUUUGGGGAUGUCCUGCAGCCAGCCAACCCUAAAUACAGAGUGGGAGAAGUUGUUGAAGUUACAUUUGUAGGUGCUAACCCGAAGAAUUCAGCAGAGAACAAGACCCAUCAGACCUUCCUCACUGUGGAGAAAUACGAGGCCACAUCAGCAACAUGGAAGAUAAUGCAUAAUGAUGCCUCCUGGGAGACUCGUUUCUAUUGGCACAAGGGAUUACGGGGUCAUAGCAAUGCAACGAUACAAUGGCAUAUUCCAGAUACUGCCCAACCUGGAACCUACAGAAUAAGAUACUUUGGACACAAUCGGAAAAAGAACGUUCUCAAGCCCGCUGUCAUACUUCCGUUUGAAAGCACUCCCUCCACUUUUGAUGUUGUAACCACUUGGUGAAAAGUUGACAAAGAUAAAAAAGUUGAUAAAGAGCAGCUGUACUCUGUAUGAUUUAAAUAAUCAAUUUCAUGUGAAUGUAACCUAUUAUGAUGACUUCAAUAAUUGUCCUUGUUUGGGAACAGAUAGUUUACUGCUAAUGGGACAGGUGUGUGUGUGUGUGUGUGUCUGUCUGUGUGUGUGUCUGUCUGUGUGUGUGUGUGUGUGUGUGUGUGUGUGUGUGUGUGAGAGAGAGAGAGAGAGAGAGACGUGUGUAUGUGUCCCAUUUACCUUUGCUCUAGUAGAUUUUACAUCAUGGUCUGCUGCCUAAAGCAUGAUUUCCCUUGGGGCCCUGUGGUUGUUUAAAGAAACAGUUCCCCUCAAUAUGAAACCUCUGAAAUGUUAGUGAGAGUGGUUAAAGAUGUGUGAACAAUGUUUAAACUAUUUAUUUAUAGAAUUAUGGAAUGAUAGCACUUAAAAAGUUUAAAGAGGUCAUCUAGUUGGAUCCUUCAUUUUACAGAUGGGAAAAUGAAGUUUUAUGGAUUUAAGAUUAGCAUAAGGCUAGGACCUUGUCCCUCAGUCACAUUUUAAAAAUAUUAUAUAAACAUUGACCAUAAAUGUAUAAGCCCAGUUAGAGAAAAUUAGCAUGCCAGUUUUUCUAUACUGAGUGUAGCUUUUCAAAGCAGCCACCCUGGAGUUGAUAUGGCUGAUCCAGAGUUUUGUUGAUGUUCAAAUCAUUUCUGGAAUUGCCUUCAGAGCCCAAUUAUGAGAAAGUCAGACUUGUAAUAUUUUGGUCAUGCCUUGUGUUUCCCUAGGUGCCCUUAUCCCACUGAAUUGUGUCCCGUAUUCCCAAGACUUGUUCUAAGUGAUUUUUGAUUGUUUCACUAAUCAAAUUCACCCCAAACCCACAAAGUUUUGCUCUUAGUGUAGAUACUAAAAUGAAAAAAGAAUGAAAUUAGAACACUCCCUAACACCAUAUACAAAAAUAAACUCAAAAUG